CUGCCUGCCGCCGGACCGUCUUGAGCAGAACGUCGACGAUGAACUCCUACAUGUCCCGCCGUACCUUCACCUCUCUCCGGGCUGCUGCGCGCCCCGGGAUGGCCCCGCAGCGGUCUGCGGCGCCCGUCUUCAGGCGCUUCCUCCAGGUGCCUGCUGAGCAGCCACGCCUGCGCCUUGGGUCCAUCGCCCCCAACUUCCAGGCGAAGACGAACCAGGGGGACAUCGACUUCCACCAGUGGCUCGGGAACAGCUGGGCGAUCCUCUUCUCGCACCCCGCGGACUUCACGCCCGUGUGCACGACCGAGCUCGGCGCGUUCGCGAAGCUGAAGCCCGAGUUCGACAAGCGUGGGGUCAAGAUGCUCGGUCUGUCCGCGGACGACCUUAGCUCGCACGACGAGUGGAUCAAGGACAUCAACGAGGUCGCGAACACGAACGUCACCUUCCCCAUCAUCGCCGACGCGGACCGCAAGGUCGCCUUCCUCUACGACAUGGUCACCGAGGACGACCUGCGCGACAUCGAGAAGAAGGGCCUCCCGUUCACCAUCCGCUCCGUCUUCGUCAUCGACCCGGCGAAGAAGAUUCGGCUGAUGAUGAUCUACCCUGCGUCGACGGGGCGCAACACCGCGGAGGUCCUGCGCGUCAUCGACUCGCUGCAGACGGGCGACAAGAACGGCGUCGUGACGCCCAUUGACUGGAACGCGGGCGACGAUGUGAUUGUUCCUCCGAGCGUCAGCACGGCGGACGCGCAGAAGAAGUUCGGCGAGGUCAAGGAGGUGAAGCCGUACUUGCGCUUCACCAACGUUGGCAAGUAGAUGUACACCCUCGAAAGUCGCGAAUAGAAAUCUAGAAGUUUCAUUCUGACCGGCUGUGUCCCGC
This is a messenger RNA of Schizophyllum commune H4-8, 876 nucleotides long. RefSeq names its product thioredoxin-like protein. Gene Ontology annotation, biological process: cell redox homeostasis; cellular response to oxidative stress; cellular oxidant detoxification. Bases 51 to 812 code for a protein of 253 amino acids. The record is from RefSeq and is a predicted model, not a curated record. The transcript has 3 exons. Gene Ontology annotation, cellular component: cytosol; mitochondrion. Lineage: Eukaryota; Fungi; Basidiomycota; Agaricomycetes; Agaricales; Schizophyllaceae. Gene Ontology annotation, molecular function: thioredoxin peroxidase activity.